AUGUCGCGUCUUUCCUCACCCUCGUUCUUCUCCCGCCCCUUGAAUUCUCAACAUUGGGAUUCCAGAGAAAAUGUCGCCAGACCUAGUCCUGGAAAGAAUCUUGCACAGCACCAGGACCAACUCAUCAGCGUCACUAUCGAAGCAAGCACCACGCAGACAAUCUCCAAGAAACCCGAAAUAACGACUGGGCCAGACACAGACCAAUGCGUGGGGAGCACCCCUGCCAACCACUUAAACCUCUGUAAGGAACCUACGGGGACGUGCCUUAUCCGUAUCGCCGCAGCUCACCUCAUUCAAACCCGGAAAGACCUGAGAGUGCGAAUGGAAGAUGGAAAAAUCAAGGUAGAUGAGCCUGAGCUCCGAGAAGCCGUUCUUUUGAUGCUCACUUCAAGGAUCAGGGAAAGAACGUUUGGCUCGUUGGACUUAUCGUCAGGAACGUUCCAAUGGCACACAAAUCUGCUGCCCAACGCUCCUUCCUACGUCUUGUCUGCUUGCUGCGCUCACAUAACUUGGUCACAUUGUAAGGCAGAGCAAGCAACAACCAAGCGCAAGCGGAAUCUGGGCACACACAAACCUCUGUCUCCUAUCCCAUCAACCGCUAGAAGGCGUCAGUACAUCCGUGUCCAGCCUUUCCCCAACUUCUACUUUGUUUUGAAACUGGAGGCACACCAGAACACUAGAUUCUCUCACAUCGGAAACCUCGUGCUCAGCAUAGACACCCUCGAGACCUUCAACGCCGCCGGACCAACAGUAGUCAAGCUCAGCAUCACCAUGAUCCAACACCGUUCCCUUCCCAGAGAAGACGAUGCCUACGAGACAGCAAAUUGUGACUCAGGCCCUUGUCGUCGGCAUCAGCUUUCUCCGUUCUUUGUCAACUGCCUCGGUCUGGACACUCAAGUCUGUGUUGCUGCAUCUCGCUGGCGCCCAUUGGAAGCAACAAUUUCAGCCACCGACGCAGGAAGCAAGCUAUUGCCACCAGUCCCGUACUUCUACUUCCGCAUGCCUCCAUGUCUAUCCCAAAGAGCAAACCCCAUGGUCGAGGGCGAGACCCUUCUCAUCAAUUUACACCCCAGGUGCCAAGUGGACCGCAGAUCUGCUCUUUCGCGCGCUCUAGCAGCAAUAAUUCUUGAGCCCUGGCAUAUGGAGAACGGGCCCAUACGAACGUGCCAUGCUUGCAAAACCUCAACAAAGAAGCAUCGUCCCCAGCGGCUACACGCAGCUUCGGAGCCAGCAGUUACCUGCCUUUCUUCGCCUCUGGGGGCCGCCCUAGCCCGACUUGCCCUACCCGCUAACCAGGUACUGACUCUGAAGGUGGCGAGUGGCUACCACUUUGUUACCAACAGACUACGGUUUAACAGCCGGGCUGGUGUCGACAAGGAUGCGCCGCCUAUGACUUUUUGUAGGUGCCGUCAGCAUUUGGCUUGCCUUAAUCUGAAAGUUUCCUUGCCGGCCGCUGUCAACGUGAUCGGCAUUGCUUCACGGAUGCUCGCCAUGCACACUCACGCACCAUCACCGAGGACCCAUUGGAUCCGACUAAACGACCUUCCUGACAAUGGACCGAACUCCCGCCGCGUUCCCACCUCCCUCCAUCUUCCCCCACAGGUCAUGCACAGGACUUUGCAGACGGCGGGAUUCCAGCCUCCGUUCGAUCACCGCUGCUACUCCUUCGAGUCUCAUAGCGUCGGCGUUUUCGGACUAAACACGGCCCAGCUCCACAGGAAGAUCACUGAUAUCAACAGUUCGACAAUAAUUCUGAUCUUCGCGUCGCCAAAGCGGCAAUCAAACACGACUCUCCCGGACUGCUCCUCUCUUCAGGUUGUGAGGUUCGCGCUGCGGCCCCAUUCGCCUCAGGCAGUCAGCGUCCCGAGCUUCAUACCGCAAGGCCAGAUCCCUCAAUCUCUGGUGAUCCACACCUCGUCCUCCCCUGAUCCCAGACCCCUCAAGCUUUACGAUUCAAGGCGCUGGCAGACUGUCAGCUGCGCCGUCGCAAUGUCAACGAAUCACCAAAGCCGUGCUAUGGGAUCAGACCAUCGUGGCCGACACGAGAUAGUAAUGUCCGCCGACUCUGUUCUUCUUCGGCUUCCGCUCGGUUGCUCUGAGGCCCAAUGUCGAAACGAGUUGCGCAAGACGUGGAAACGCUAUGAAGUUAGGGUGAUUGUGUACCGAUCACAACCUUCAACUACCACUCCGCCGCAAUUGCCAAAGAUGCAGCAUACGGCUGCCGUGCCGUCAUACCUGCAACCCGCGCGGCCUGCAGGAGGUCAUCAUCACGCACCUAUGCAGCAGGUCGCACGCUGCAAGCCUGCAAGGCUAAUGGCCACCAGUGCGCGGCAAAAAGUCGGCAUCGAUAUCGAUGGCAGCUUGUCGAUGUCUCUCAGCGAUCCGUCGGCUGCUGGCGCCCUCCCUGAUGGAUUGGAAGACGCGCCGCUGAUUCUUGAAACUUCAAUGGAACAGUUUCCAACUCUGUUCUCUUCAACCUGCGUCUUGGCUCUUCACCUAUUUGGACCCUUUUGGUUCUGGCUGGUACGAUUUUUCUCCCAACCGGAAACUCCUCAUUACCGGCCUAAGGGAUCUUUGGGGAGACUGGGAGAUACGACAGAACGAUCCGUCACGUCCAUUGGACGUUCGGAAUCGCCAUGGCGAGAAACCCACGGGCGGUACUGCGCAGAGUUUGAUUUCUGUCUCGACUGCGACAGCCCAACCCGACGAUCUGGAUUGUUCUCCGAGCUGAAUUUUGAUGUGUCAAAGGGCCGGCUGAUACAGCUUAGACGCCGUACUGCUCAGAACCAUCUUGACGUUGCACGUUUGAUCCAGCGCAACCACUCAGUCAGUACAAUGAACGGGCUGCCAGCUGUCCAUUUCCCUGCCUACCACACUGCACUUGGCCCAGCUGAUCUGUGGUGGUCAUACUGUGUUGUUUCUUCUCGAAGGAUUAUUGUCCCGACAAUGCCGAAAGAAACUGUGCCGCUGGCUGAUGGCCUAUCUGUACUCUGCGGCCAGUUCGCUGUCACACCCAACUCUCGCAUGGGGUGGCGUCAGACAUCCUUUUCGUACAGAGAUCGAGUCCAAUUAAGUGAUUCGCGGGUUGUCCAAGAUAGCAAAGCUACCUCUCUGCACAAUAUUCUACAGCUGAUGAUCGGGGACCAAAGUGUUUGCAGCAGCCAUGAAGUCAUCAUCCCGUCGCACAAAAAUCAACAAAAUAUUACAGCAGCAACUUCGGCAGCGCCCGUCUUUCCCUCAGCUUCGAUCCCGAACAGCAAAGAGCAGCGGCCUGACAAGGAAACGGUGACCAACACCAGGCCGAAUUCAGGACAACUUCCGACGCAAUGCUCCAACGGUUUACCUUGUAUAGCCUCCCGCAGUUUGCUGACGAAAUGA
This is a messenger RNA of Colletotrichum lupini, 3378 nucleotides long. RefSeq lists its product as uncharacterized. The record is from RefSeq and is a predicted model, not a curated record. The transcript has 22 exons. Bases 1 to 3378 code for a protein of 1125 amino acids. Lineage: Eukaryota; Fungi; Ascomycota; Sordariomycetes; Glomerellales; Glomerellaceae.